Saccostrea cuccullata (small rock oyster) is the source of this 1612-nucleotide messenger RNA. RefSeq lists its product as uncharacterized. Lineage: Eukaryota; Metazoa; Mollusca; Bivalvia; Ostreida; Ostreidae. The record is from RefSeq and is a predicted model, not a curated record. The transcript is spliced from 4 exons. The coding region runs from base 117 to 935 and encodes 272 amino acids.
AAGGGUGAUGAUGCAGGGUAAGUCGUUGUGUUGUGACAACAAGCUCAUAGUAACGGCAUCAUUCGUAGCGAACGGACGUGCAAAAAUUUCACAGCGAAAAAAACUGAAAAUUGACAAUGAAACGACGACUUUCAUCUGAAGAUUCCUGUACUGAAGGGAACAUAAUGGCAAAGAGACGAAAAGUCAAAGGAGGAAAGAAAGACAGGAGGAAACGUGGUCCUCGUUCGUCCUCUGACUCCUCCAAAGUUCCCAGGACAGAGUCGUGCGUAUCAGACACCUCUAGCCACAACAGUGACACUGCAGGCAAACUAUCAGCUGCUGAGGAAUAUGCAUUGAUUUCUAAGGAGAUACGUGACUUUGAAGCUGCUUGUGAAGUUUCGCAGACAGAUUGUGCUUCAAACUCUCUCGUCAACAAUGAGGUUGCAGGCGAUACAAAUGUUGCAGCAGAGCUGCAACAUGACUUUCAAUCAGUUGAUUGUGCUAUCAAUGAAAGCAACAAUGAUGCAUGUGUUCUCUCACAAGCAGACAUUCUUGGAUUGUUACAAGGACUGAGCAACACGUACAAUCUAGCAGAGGUGUCUCCGCAGGAGCAACCUUUUCAUGUUGUGUCAGACGGUACCUCUAUGUACCUUGUGGGCUCUCAAAAUCAGGUCUACAUGUCAAUGGUACCACCGACUGGAAGUAGUACUGCUACGACGACAGACUCUCAAAUGGUGUGCACCAUUCACGAGAGCCCUUACCAAUCGAACCAGCUCACAGACAACAUUAACAAAUCGUAUUACUCGACAAUGGAUGUUGAUCGGAGAGAGGCUGACCUACUGAGAUAUCCCUCUCACUUGUUGGAAUGGUCUGAACGUGUGAAAUUCAGUCACGAGAGGAAGUGGAAACUGCUAGAAUACCACGAGCCAACGUACAGCGAGUGGGAUUUCCUAUGAGCAGCAUUCUCGGACAGUUAUUAUGUCGUGUGGUGGUAUAAGUUUGGCCCACUUUGUGAGAAGCAUUCUUGGACAGCUACUAGUAUUAUGUCGAGUUGUGCUAUAGAUUUGGGCAACUUUGUGAGAAGCAUUCUUGGACAGUUAUUAUGUCGUGUGGUGCUAUAGAUUUGGGCAACUUUGUGAGAAGCAUUCUUGGACAGUUAUUAUGUCUUGUGGUGCUAUAGAUUUGGGCCACUUUGUGACUAUCCAUAUCAGCCCAUCUUUUGUCUUUCACUUUUAUAAGCAAACAGAUGUACAACUUUUAAAUUCUUCAUCAUUAGUAUUAUUUAUUUUUUGUCUGUUUUAAAUAUUUUUUUUUUACUUAUUUCUUCAAUUUGCAAUGGUUUUUUUCAGCAAAAUUAUGUCAGCGAUGAAGCAUUUGGCAGUGAGAAAAUUUGAUUAUUAGAAACAUAUUAGAAUCUUUAUUCUAUUUUUCCAUUUAUUUCUUUAGCGAUCUCAAUUUUUAAAAGAAAGACAACGUUGGUUUGGUUGUGCAUCUUAGGCCAUUUAGAGUUUAUUGAGCAUGCUCCAAUUACUUGUAAAUAUUUUGAUUAUUAUUAAUUUAAACUAGUACAUGUAUUAUAUCUCCUGUUUUCUUUCUAAAGAAACUUCAUUUUACAUAGAAAAGAGUUUUUCUU